This is a messenger RNA of Ramularia collo-cygni, 1629 nucleotides long. Its product is annotated as related to OrfH, unknown gene in trichothecene gene cluster. The record is from RefSeq and is a predicted model, not a curated record. NCBI's taxonomy places the organism in Eukaryota, Fungi, Ascomycota, Dothideomycetes, Mycosphaerellales, Mycosphaerellaceae. The coding region runs from base 1 to 1629 and encodes 542 amino acids. The transcript is spliced from 5 exons.
AUGCACGUGCUCAAUCUGAUACAGACGGCUGUUGUAGCAGCAGGCAUCGUUUCUGCUGCUCAGCCUUCGAAAUUGUCUCCAAAUGCUCAGAGCUUACUCGACUACUCCAUGGCUCUUAACGAUGCCAGAUUCGACGAAACUUACAAGUAUAUCAUCUACGAAGAUAACGGCCCGUGGAGUGUGCGAUUCACCUCUUGGUAUGUUCCUGGACUCCUAUGGCGGAAUGAAGGUCAAGAUCUGGAGAACGCCAAGGAAGCGAUUAGCAACAUCCUUGCCAAUCAACUAACAGACAACUUCACUUCUCCAUGGUAUGGCACUUGGAAGCUGUCUCCAGAUGAACCAAAUCCAACUCCUGACUCUCCACUAUAUCCGCCUUCGAUAUAUGGCUCAUAUGACCCGAACUGGCGCGAGUUCGUUGGCACGCAGCUCGUGCAGAUAGUGGAGGAGUUCUCUCAUCUCAUCGGUGCGGAUCUGGUCGACGAAAUAGUCAAUGCGCUCCAAGUUCAGGCCGUGGGUGCCAUGCGACGCAACGGUACAGAUGGCGAUAACCUCGUUCCGGGAUACACCAAUCCGGGUCUCAUGCGAGCUCUCACGGUGGGCUGGGUUGGCCAGCGCACGAAGAACCAGACGCUGAUCGAUUUCGCCAACUCUCGCGCAACAGAAAUCUACAAGCUGUUCACCGCAGGCUCCAACGUGUUUGGUGAAUACAAUGCUCCUACAUACUAUGGAGUCAAUGUCUGGGCGCUUGCUGCAAGCAUCAAAUACGGACCGGCGGACCAGUUCCUCACUCAACAUUCGCCCUUCAUGCUCUCCGAACUAUGGAAGGACAUCGCCGAUCACUACAAUGCUUUCCUGCGAAACAUGGUUGGGCCUUACGACCGCGCGAACUCGCGGGAUCUCACUCAGGAUUCCGCCAUUCUUCCACUCUGGUUCUGGGGUUUGCAUGGCUUGUCCCAAGCUCCUGAGCCGAACCUGAGACAAGUCAAUCUUGAAUACGACGCUGCCGAAGGUGCUUCGAUGGCAUUGGUCAUGUCUACCGUCGUUGAUCAUGUCCCGGCUCCGGUUCUGGCGUCCUUGGUGGAGGCUCCGUUGGGUGAACGGCAAAUCGAAAAUACCAUUCAGGAGAAUCUCAAUGGAACCGGUGCGAGGGUCGCCACUUCGUGGGUCAGCAAGAGCCUCAUGGCCGGCGGUAUUGAGCAAUACGAGACCACCGUCCGGAGUCAGCAGAAUGUUCCGGCAAUUGUACACUGGGCUUCUGAUCCUAUGCWCAAACCCUUCCCACUGAAUGGAUUCUUCAGUUUGUAUCCUACAGCUUCGACGAUCAAGGCUGUAGCGACUGCCAACAAGCUUGUCAUCUCGUAUCCUAAUGCCACACAGAUUGGAUCCGACAGCUUCCAAUUCAUGAUCUUCGGAAUGCCGCCUGCGUGGAACUUGGCGGGAAACAUUGUAUCCGGGUUCUCCAAUUUGCCAUGUUUGGACGUCAACGCGUCAGCACCUGGAUUAGAGCAACUUCCGACCACGUAUGGCUCGAGUCUCUAUAAUCGCUAUUACUACAAUGUGACCUACGUGGUCCCGGCAGGGUUUGAUGGCAUUCCAACGGUGUCGUUCGAUCUCAAUUAUACCUGUUAG